Messenger RNA from Seriola aureovittata, 1717 nucleotides. RefSeq names its product solute carrier family 52 member 3 (gene slc52a3-1). NCBI's taxonomy places the organism in Eukaryota, Metazoa, Chordata, Actinopteri, Carangiformes, Carangidae. Gene Ontology annotation, molecular function: riboflavin transmembrane transporter activity. Gene Ontology annotation, cellular component: plasma membrane. Gene Ontology annotation, biological process: riboflavin transport. The coding region runs from base 355 to 1698 and encodes 447 amino acids. The transcript is spliced from 4 exons. The record is from RefSeq and is a predicted model, not a curated record.
GUGUGUGCCAAAAUGUCAAGGGCACCUCGAAGUGCUUCACUGACUUGACCUAAUUAAGAGGUGAGUGCAGUGAAGGAAGCUAAGUGGAUUUUAGACACUGCCCUCUGUUAUCCAGCAGAGCUGAUCAGUGGCUGCGCUGGACUCUGACCUUCCCAGCAGCCAUGUGAUUUCCAUCAGCAUAUGUAUGUAAGAACAGCCAAAGGAGAUCUGUCACUAACCUCUAUGUAAGAUGACAGCAAGUCGUAUUCAACACCUCCAGGGACUGAAGAAACUUGUAUGACACACAGCAGAGGUGGAACGAUUUGGGCGGACUGUUCCUUCUUCAGAGUUUCAUCAGACUAAUCCAGCUGCAGCAUGGCUCUGCUUGUCCACAUGUUGGCCUGCGCCUUUGGCCUGGGCUCUUGGGUGGCAGUGAACGGUCUGUGGGUGGAACUGCCACUCAUCGUUAACACUCUCCCCGAGGGCUGGGAGCUCCCCUCAUACCUGACAGUCAUCAUCCAGCUGGCCAACCUGGGACCUCUGCUGGUCACUCUCAUGCACAAACUGUGUCCUGGUCGUCUUAAGGAGCAUGUUGUCAUUUACUCCAUCGUCUCCAUCGGUGUCCUGUCCUGCAUCCUGCUCGCCUUCUUCUGGGACAAGACUACGAUUGUGGCCGGGGCGUCACGUAGCACGGCCUUCUUCAUCAUAACCUUCUUCCUCUCUCUGGUGGACUGCACCUCCUCAGUUACCUUCCUGCCUUUCAUGAUGCAACUUCCAGCAAAAUACAUCACCACAUAUUUUAUUGGAGAAGGGCUAAGUGGUUUUAUUCCUGGCGUGGUCGCUCUGGCACAAGGAGUGGGCAUCGCCAAGUGUGUCAACUCCUCACAGACUGCAGGAAACCACACAGGUGGAAACAUAUGGUCCUUACAUACAGAGUAUCUCCCUCCAAACUUUUCCACCGAGGUGUUUUUCUUCUUCCUAGCAGCCAUGAUGUGCAUAAGCCUGGCUGCUUUUGUUGCACUGAACAGGCUUCCUCGCACGUAUGAACUGUCCACUGAAAACCUCGUGCCAGACACUGUGGCGUCUGUCAGCUCCGGCCUGGAUAACCCUGGAGCAGAGACUGAUGGAGAGGGUGUGAAAUGCCAGGUUGAGGGUGCAGCACAGAGCAGGCCUCUGCUGCCUGUUCCAAAACACUCCAUGUACCAGCUGACCUUCAUCUACUUUAUGGUGGUGUGGGUUAAUGCUGCCACCAACGGCCUGCUGCCCUCUGUGCAGACAUACUCCUGUAUGCCCUACGGGAACCUGGCCUAUCACCUCUCUGCUGCUCUGGCAUCAGUGGCCAACCCCGUGGCCUGCACCAUCGCCAUGUUCUUCCAAAACAGAUCACUGGUGUUUCUUGGUGUGCUGACAGCGUUGGGGACAUUAUUUGGCAGCUACAACAUGGCCAUGGCAGCUAUGAGUCCGUGUCCUUUGCUUCAAGGGUCUGUGCUGGGAGAGAUGAUCAUUGUGCUCUCAUGGCUCCUCUUCACUGGAACACUGUCUUAUGUCAAAGUUAUGGUGGGUGUCAUCCUGAGAGACCGGAGCCACAGCGCCCUGGUGUGGUGUGGAGCUGCAGCACAGAUGGGCUCACUUGUCGGCUCUGUCACCAUGUUCCCACUGGUAAAUGUCUACCGGCUGUUUACGUCGGGAGACUUCUGCAACACUGAAUGUCCUUUGUGACAGUUAAUCUGAGAAAAAC